CCACCACAUACAGGCAGCAAACACUGAGCCUCACCAAUACCCCUGGUAACAGCCCACACCAGUGUAAGGUGUGUCAACGUGGAAAUCUAGAAAUCCCCAGUUUAUUUAGUUGGGAGGUAGAAACCCCAGGUUUUGACUUUGUCACAGGAGAGUUUUCCCCGAAAGAAGGUCCCACUUCCCCAGACAAUAGACAUCCACUUCAGCUUUGGCACUGUAGGUAGUCAGCCUCGCAAGCUGAAGGUCCCGAGUUUGGAGGGUGUGGUUUACUGGGAAAAGAUUCUGGAGACAAAAGAGCUACUUGACUUCGGGUGGGGUUUACCUCCCCACCUGAAGUGGAUUCGUAGAUUGCACACAGCUCGGGAGAUUCUGCGGUUUUGCCGGAUUCUUCCCGAAAUUUUUUUUUUCUCUUUGGAGCUUCAGGCCCUGCGUUGGACUACUCUGCGAAGAGGGAAGGGGUGGGAGAGAACUUGGGGUCCUCGGACAGGCUGGCGAGGCUACACUGCGCGUGCGUCGUUCAUUCUCCGGCUCCGGUAGCUGAUCGGAAGCUACUCCCGGCGGCAGCGGUAGCAGCAAUCCAAGCAUGGGCAAGUGCCGCGGGCUCCGCACAGCCCGGAAGCUGCGUAGCCACCGACGGGACCAGAAAUGGCACGACAAGCAGUACAAGAAGGCGCACCUGGGCACGGCGCUUAAGGCCAACCCGUUCGGGGGCGCCUCCCACGCCAAAGGCAUCGUCCUGGAGAAAGUGGGUGUGGAGGCCAAGCAGCCCAAUUCUGCCAUCAGGAAGUGUGUGAGAGUCCAGCUGAUCAAGAAUGGCAAGAAAAUCACAGCUUUUGUUCCUAAUGAUGGCUGCUUGAACUUUAUUGAGGAAAAUGAUGAAGUGUUAGUGGCUGGCUUUGGUCGAAAGGGUCACGCUGUUGGUGAUAUUCCUGGAGUCCGAUUCAAGGUUGUAAAAGUAGCCAAUGUUUCACUUCUGGCUUUGUACAAAGGCAAGAAGGAGAGACCAAGAUCAUAACAUAAUCCUUACAAUAAAAUUUUUCAUCUAAAAA
This is a messenger RNA of Monodelphis domestica (gray short-tailed opossum), 1046 nucleotides long. RefSeq names its product small ribosomal subunit protein uS12. Lineage: Eukaryota; Metazoa; Chordata; Mammalia; Didelphimorphia; Didelphidae. The record is from RefSeq and is a predicted model, not a curated record. Gene Ontology annotation, molecular function: structural constituent of ribosome. Gene Ontology annotation, cellular component: small ribosomal subunit; ribosome. Gene Ontology annotation, biological process: translation.